AUGCGCUACGAGAGCGUGACCGUCAAGGAGAGCGCGGGCCUGGAUCCCGCGGCGCUGAGCCCCGCCAACCCCCGGGAGAAGUGGCUCCGUAAGAGGACCCAGGUCAAGCUGCGGAACGUGACUGCGAACCACCGGGCCAACGACGUGAUCGCGGCCGAAGACGGCCCCCAGGUCCUGCUGGGGCGUUUCAUGUAUGGGCCCCUCGACAUGGUGGCCCUGACCGGGGAGAAGGUGGACAUCCUGGUGAUGGCAGAGCCGUCCUCGGGCCGCUGGGUGCACCUGGACACGGAGAUCACCAGCAGUAGUGGCCGGAUCACGUACAGCGUGCCGCGGCCCCGGCGGCUGGGGGUUGGCGUCUACCCGGUGAAGAUGGUUGUCAGGCAGAUGCCUUCUAGGGGCGACCAGACCUUUGCGAUGAGUUACCUCACGGUGCUGCCCCGGGGCAUGGAGUGCGUGGUGUUCAGCAUCGACGGGUCCUUCGCCGCCAGCGUGUCCAUCAUGGGAAGUGACCCCAAGGUCCGGCCGGGGGCAGUGGACGUUGUCCG
Messenger RNA from Leptonychotes weddellii (Weddell seal), 545 nucleotides. Lineage: Eukaryota; Metazoa; Chordata; Mammalia; Carnivora; Phocidae. The record is from RefSeq and is a predicted model, not a curated record.